GUGGAAGUCUGCCCAAUCUCCAACCAGGUGUUAAAAUUGGUAAAUGAUAUGCGAAACCAUCCAGCAGCUGCUCUGAUGUCAGAGAACCACCCACUGGUCAUCAGCUCUGAUGACCCUGCCAUUUUUGGUGCCUCAGGCCUCUCUUAUGACUUCUAUGAAGCUUUUGUGGGCUUUGGUGGGCUUAGAUCCCACUUAGGCUCCCUCAAAGAGUUGGCCAUAAACUCUAUAAGGUACAGUUCUUUGACUCCAAAGCAACAGGAGACAGCUUUGGCUCUGUGGCAGAGACGAUGGGAUAAAUUUGUCUCAGAGAAUGCCUUUUAGAAGGAAAACCAACCAAAGUAUUUUUUAAAACAAUUUCUUAAGGACAGUUGUAAAAUUACUUCAUGCUUUCUUGAGAAAGGAAUACCUUCUGGCAUAGGGGAAUUAUGAAUGGAAAUGGAAAAUGUAAACAGUGCUGCACGGGGGGAUGGGAGCAGGUGUUAAAAGCUGUUUGAUUUCUCUUUUUAAAGUGUUUGUGCUUGUAAGUGUGUAAUAGGUAGUUUGUUGAAAUGGAUGUUAAAUCCUGUGGACCUCUUGGAGGACGCAGUAGAUUUGUUUUUUGGUUGGUUUUUUUUUUUUUACAUUGUUUUACUGUUUUUUUCCUUACUUGAAUGUAAUUUCAUGGAAAUAUAAAGGCGCACAGCCAUGGCCUUCGCACAUGCAGGCACAUUUUACAAAAUCUGUGACAAAACUGCAAAAGAAACAGUAUAUAAUGUUUGCCUUUGGCUAUUUUUGAAGCGUUUGCCAAGAUUCCUGUGAGCAUUUAAAUAUUUUGAACUGUGUGAACUGAAUUUGACAUAAAUAAAAACAACUGCUGAUUUAC
Toxotes jaculatrix (banded archerfish) is the source of this 862-nucleotide messenger RNA. RefSeq names its product adenosine deaminase 2-like. Gene Ontology annotation, biological process: adenosine catabolic process; inosine biosynthetic process. Bases 49 to 321 code for a protein of 90 amino acids. The transcript has 3 exons. Lineage: Eukaryota; Metazoa; Chordata; Actinopteri; Toxotidae. Gene Ontology annotation, molecular function: adenosine deaminase activity. The record is from RefSeq and is a predicted model, not a curated record.